AUGAAGUACUCCUACGUUCUUCUGGCUACUGCCGGCCUGGCCGUCGCACAGCAAAAGUUCACCGACGUGAUCCCCAAGUGCUCCGUCGAGUGCCUCACCAAGGCUGUGAAGGACGGUACCAAGUGCAGCAGCAUCGACGACUCGGCCUGCAUCUGCGAGGCCACCAAUUACCGCAACAUCUACACCGUCGGUACCCCUUGCGUUCUCCAAGCCUGCAGCAGUGAAGUCGCUACUGGCGAGCUCCUCCCGGCGGCUGGGAAGUUUUGUCGCGAGGUCACGAAUGGCGCCUCCGCCCCUCCAGUAGAGUCUGCCUCUGCCUCUGCCUCCGCCAUCACUUCCGGCGCCGUCACUUCUGCUUCUGCCACCUCUAUUCCUACCGCCAGUGCUUCCGGCACUGUUGCUGGCGGUGCCGCCACCACCACUGUCCAGCCCGCCGCUGCGGCUGCCAUGGGCUCGAUAGGCGCGUUCGGGAUGCUUGUCUUUGGUGCUCUCGCUGCCUUUUAA
This is a messenger RNA of Colletotrichum spaethianum, 504 nucleotides long. RefSeq lists its product as uncharacterized. The coding region runs from base 1 to 504 and encodes 167 amino acids. The transcript has 2 exons. The record is from RefSeq and is a predicted model, not a curated record. Lineage: Eukaryota; Fungi; Ascomycota; Sordariomycetes; Glomerellales; Glomerellaceae.